GUGUGUGUGUGUGUGUGUGUGUGUGUGUGUGUGAGUGUGUGUGUAUACAUUUGUGUAUCCAAUCGAACUCAAUUCAGUUUACCUCAAGUUUUUGACUUGAUGAAUUGAAAUUUAUCUCAACGAUUGUCAUGGUCUUUGAUUUGGUUUUGUGUCCAACAUUUUGACUAUUUCAUUCGUGUUUGUGUGAAUAAAUAAAUGUCUUCAUGAUCGUUGAUGAUCAUCGUCUUGUGGCCUACGCCCAAUAAUUUAAAAUUCUCAUCCUGUCAAAUUUGUGAUCAAUUUUCGAUUUUUUAUUUGUUUAAUUGUUCAUAAAAUUUCGUCUGCAAUAAAUUACGAUUUCUGAUUGUGAUCCAUCUUAUUAUUAAACUUACAUUUGACAAAAAUGUCUCACGAAAAAAAAUCAUCUCAUCAACAUCAUCAUCGUGAAUGCGAAUACAAAAUGGAUUCAGAUAUCGAUAUUGAUUCAAAAGAAAAAACAUUUGAAGGAUUAUUCGAUUCUGGUUAUAAUUCCAACAUACAAAGUAAAACAUUUUUAGAUUUGGAUAAUGAAGAAUUUGAUAAUUCAUCUUUAUCAAAUCAACAACAACAUUUGGAUCGUUCACAGCAAUCAAAUUCAAAUCGACGACUACCAUUAACACAGCAACAAACUAAUGAUGCCAAUGAUAAAAAUAAAUUUGAUACCGUACAACAAUGGAGUGAUUCAGGAGUAUGUAUAACCGAUUCUGGCCUCAGUAUACAAGAAGAUUUUGAAAAUUACGAUCCCAUUGAUUCAAAUGAAAAUGAUCAAGAAUCUAAACAGCAAAAAAUUGAUACACAACAAUCACAUUUAUUGGCAAAUGAUUCAAAUGAUAAUAAAAAUGCACUUGAAUUGUGGCUCAAACAUAAUAGUGAUGCUGAAACAUUACUUCAUCUAGCAAUUAUCGAAGGACUCGAAGAUAUUGCCUGUUCAAUCAUAAAAAAUCUUUCCACAUCAAAUGAGAUGCUCAAUUCUUUCAAUUAUCUUUAUCAGAAUCCAUUACAUUUGGCCAUUUUGAAACGACAAAUCAACGUCAUUCCUCUUUUGAUUAUAAAAGGUGUUUCGCUUACAUUUCAGGACAAUCUGGGCAAUACUCCAUUACAUAUUGCUUGUAAAUACUCAUUGGUAGAUAUUGUGGAAAUCAUACUUGCAACUGCCUCGAAUAAAAGUGUAUCUAAGUGUUUUGAAAUUCGUAACUAUGACGGUGACACUUGCCUACAUUUAGCUGCCUAUAAUAAUGAUUUGAAACUAUUAGAAUUAUUUAUUCGAUCCGGUGCACAUAUUGAUAUUCAGGAAGGAAAAAGUGGAAAAACCAUUUUACAUUGGGCUAUAGAAAAUUUACGUGUACAAUUGGUCGGUUUUCUUCUGAAGAACCAAGCAAACAUACAAGCUGAAACUUUUGCCGGGAAAACCCCAUUGCAUUUUCUUUUAAAAUCAUCGAUCAUCAAACAAAAUAAUCAACACGAUUUAACUUCAUCAACAUCAUUAACACAAUCAAACAAGUCCAAAAUUUAUAAAAUCAUUCGUAUGUCAAUUGAAUAUUGUAAUGAAAAAAAAUUAUCUUUAGAUGCGAUAAGCCAUGUGUCCGAUGAUACGGAUACAUCGGAAAAUGAAAGCUAAUCGGAUUGUAUUUUUAUAUUCGAUCAAGAUAAUAUGAUAAUAAUCAAUCGAUUGAUUAUUUUUUUUUAUAAUUUGUGGUUUGUACAUAAGACAAUCACUUGUUUUUUUCUUCCUUUCAAUAUUCAUCGUCGUUUGUAAAUAAAGAUUUAAAUAAAAAUUAUUUAUAUAUGCAUUA
Messenger RNA from Dermatophagoides farinae (American house dust mite), 1811 nucleotides. It is a transcript of the gene cact, whose product is annotated as NF-kappa-B inhibitor cactus. Gene Ontology annotation, biological process: cellular response to tumor necrosis factor. Gene Ontology annotation, molecular function: NF-kappaB binding. Gene Ontology annotation, cellular component: cytosol. The record is from RefSeq and is a predicted model, not a curated record. NCBI's taxonomy places the organism in Eukaryota, Metazoa, Arthropoda, Arachnida, Sarcoptiformes, Pyroglyphidae.